Messenger RNA from Diatraea saccharalis (sugarcane borer), 1296 nucleotides. Lineage: Eukaryota; Metazoa; Arthropoda; Insecta; Lepidoptera; Crambidae. The record is from the annotation of a GenBank genome assembly.
UAUUUAUAAGGUAAAAGUUCACGAUUUUUGUUGUAUUGUAACAAACGCAGUAUUCAUUUUAUACGAAAACUCAUUAAGUUUUAAAGUAAACAUAUUAUCUUAUUGCUUGUCGUCCACCUUAAUUGUUUUUUUUUACAAAGGCAAAAACGCUGUGUCGUUUCGUUGUUACUGCCGUCAUUUUCUGUCAUUUAUCAAGAAAAAUGGAAGGUACCACGGAUGGCGAAUCAGUCGAAAUAAAGUUCAAACCUAAAAAGAAGAGAAACUUACGACAAAGGAUCAAAGAAGAAGAAUCGGAUGAUGAAGAACACAUUUUAUCAAAACUAGAAGAAACAAGAGAAAUACAGAAGCUUCGAGAAAGACCAAACGGUGUGAGCAUCAUUGCCCUAGCGACUGGUCAAAAGACUACAAUAGAAGACGAAGUCACUUGUAAAGAUCCUUUUAAAGUGAAAUCUGGUGGAAUGGUGAACAUGCAAGCACUAAAAAGCGGCAAAGUAAAGCAAGUGGAUGACGCAUAUGACACAGGAAUUGGUACGCAGUUUUCCGCUGAAACAAAUAAACGUGAUGAAGAUGAAGAGAUGAUGAAAUACAUUGAAGAACAGUUAGCAAAACGGAAAGAGGGACACAAUGACGACAAAUUAGAUGGAGAUCACAAUGAUUCAUUGAAAUAUUUAUCUCCUGAAGAAGCAGCCUUACUAUCCCUUCCUGAACAUUUGCGAGUUUCAUCUGCUCAUAGAUCAGAAGAAAUGUUGUCAAAUCAAAUGCUUAGUGGUAUACCAGAAGUAGAUCUAGGCAUUGAUGCAAAAAUCAAAAAUAUUGAAGCAACAGAAGAAGCAAAAAUGAAAUUAUUAUGGGAAAGGCACAAUAAAAAAGAUGCUCCGUCACAUUUUGUUCCCACUAAUAUGGCAGUAAAUUUUGUACAACACAAUAGAUUCAACAUGGAGACUGAUAAGAAGAGAAAAGUAGAAAAAGUAGUAGAGGUUAAGAAAGAAGUCAGCGUGAUAGAUGAAAAUGUAGAAAAAAUUGUUAAGAAAGCAAAAGGUGAAAGAGCCACUGAUGAUUACCACUAUGAGAAAUUCAAAAAACAAUUUAGGAGAUAUUAAAUGGUCAGCACACUACAAUUGCCUUUUUAUUAUGUAAAGGCCUGCAUGGAAAUGCUACAUUGCCUUUAAUUUUGUAAAGGCUUGUUAUAUUACCUUUUUCAUUUGCAGAGGCAUGUGAGAGAGCAUAAUUUUGUCAUUUUAUGUUUAAGUCUGUAUGUUAUUUGGUUUAAUUAGAUUUUGUUGUGUAGUUGUUUGU